Messenger RNA from Durio zibethinus, 1507 nucleotides. RefSeq lists its product as uncharacterized. Gene Ontology annotation, cellular component: cytoplasmic microtubule. The record is from RefSeq and is a predicted model, not a curated record. Gene Ontology annotation, molecular function: microtubule binding. Lineage: Eukaryota; Viridiplantae; Streptophyta; Magnoliopsida; Malvales; Malvaceae. Gene Ontology annotation, biological process: microtubule cytoskeleton organization.
UUCAACAACGAGAGAGAGAGAGAGAGAGAGAGAAAGAGAAAGGCCGUCUCUCACAUGCAAUAAACUCGCGUCCGCCGGCCCCGGUUGGAUUUUCUCCCAGACAUCGUCUAAACCGGCGUCGUUUUAGAUCAAAAUUUUUUCUUAUAUAAAAUAGUCCCUCCAUUUUGACCGUAGUGUCUUAACGCAAGCUACAGUAUUCGACGAUUGCUUCGAUUUUUCUCUCUCUUACUAAUUUCUAUGAUGUCGGGGAAUGCUUUAAGAGAUCUCAAUGCUUUACCUACGUUUGAGAGGAAGAAUGACAGCUCUAGUAAAGGGAAUAUUACUAAGCCUUGCAAUGGGAACACAAUUGAAAAUUUUGAAGAGCAUCAGAAGAAAAGGCCUGUUUCUGUUGAUAUAAAUGGAGGCGAAACUGUAAAUUCUGGAGUAGAGGUAGCUAAUUUGGAAGUAGAAUACAUUGAAUCUGAGAACUUGAGUGACUUAGAAGAUGUUGAUACAUGUCUUAAGAAGCUCUUAGCUGGACUUGACUCUAAAGAUUGGGUUCUGGUUGUUGAAGCACUCAAUAAUGUUCGCCGAUUAUCAAUUUUCCAUAAGGAAGCAAUGCACAGCAUGCUGGGAGAUUUAAUCCCUCUUGUAGUUAAGUCCUUGAAGAAUCCAAGAAGUGCUGUUUGUAAAACUGCAAUUAUGACAUCUGCUGACAUUUUCAGUGCAUAUAAUGAUGAUUUGAUUGAUUCUUUAGAUCCCCUGCUUUUACAGCUUCUUCUUAAGUCUUCACAAGACAAAAGAUUUGUAUGUGAGGCAGCUGAGAGAGCUUUAGAGGCAAUGACUACUUCAGUUUCCCCUAUGUUGUUGUUGCCCAAGUUGCAACCCUAUGUUAAGAACAGAAAUCCACGAAUUCGAGCAAAGGCAUCAAUGUGCUUUAGUCAUAGUGUUCCACGACUGGGCGUUGAAGGAAUCAAAGAAUAUGGAAUUGACAAACUGAUACAAGUAGCUGCAUCUCAGCUAAGUGACCAACUCCCGGCGUCUCGGGAGGCUGCUCGAACCCUUCUUUUGGAGCUGCAAACUGUAUAUGAGAAAUCCCAUGGCCUCUCAACAACAAUAUCUGAGCAUCCAGAGAUGGACACUUGGGAGAACUUUUGUCAGUCAAAGCUCUCUCCUUUAAGUGCACAAGCAGUGCUUCGUGCCACAAACAUUCCUCGGGAAGGUCUUGUUAUCGGUUCCUAACAGUGAGUUUUAUAUAGACCAUACAUGAGUUUGUAGCAAGUAAUGCCUUUUUAAUGAUACUUACAUUCACGAGCUUUAGUGAGCACAUAUUGCUUUGGUUUUGGUUUUAUCUUUUUAUCCUUGUAAAUUCUCUCGAAUUCUUGAGAUAUCUUCGAUCUUGGUUACGAAAUUAGUUGGAUUGGAAUUGUACGAACGAUAUUCAUUGCAUAUGGUUCCCUCUUGGGUCUUGAUCUUCCUCAUUUAUGUCAUGGAUUGCAGAAAUAGUUUAUUUGCUUGAGCCUUUUUG